UCAGUCGCCAAAGACUCAAUCUGCAAACAUGAAGUUCUUCGUCGUUGCUGCCCUGGUGGCCGUGGCUGCCGCCGCCCCCUCCACCCCCUACAGCCCCCGGCCGGCCUACCACCCGGCCCCGGCCUACCACCAGCCGUCCUACAAGGAGCCCGCUCAGCCGUACCAGUUCGACUACGCCGUCAACGACCACUACUCGGGCGCCGUCUUCUCGCAGAACGAGAACAGCGACGCCAAGAACGUCAACGGCUACUACUCGGUCAACCUGCCCGACGGCCGUGUGCAGACGGUCAAGUACGUGGCUGACCAGCAGGGCUACGGAGGCUACAACGCCGAGGUGACCUACGAGGGCGAGGCCCGCUACGACGAGUACAAGCCCAGCUACAAGCCCAGCUACAAGCCCGCUUCGUACGCCGCUCCGUCCUACCAGCCCGCCUACAAGCCUGCCUACACGCCCGCCUACAAGCCCGCCUACAAGCCCGCCUACCAGCCGGCCUACAAACCCGCCUACAACUAAAGUUCUUUGAACUGAGCUUUUCUUUCUAUUUAUGUAUAUCAAUUCAUAAGUGGCUUUACGUGAGAUUGGUCCGUUGGUUGUGACUGUUUUUGCAUACAAAUAUAUAUUUCAUUGACAUU
Messenger RNA from Amphibalanus amphitrite, 633 nucleotides. RefSeq names its product adhesive plaque matrix protein-like. Lineage: Eukaryota; Metazoa; Arthropoda; Thecostraca; Balanomorpha; Balanidae. The record is from RefSeq and is a predicted model, not a curated record. The transcript is spliced from 2 exons. Gene Ontology annotation, cellular component: extracellular matrix. Bases 29 to 514 code for a protein of 161 amino acids.